CUGUAGCAGGGGUCCUACCUUUGCCCAUCAUUGCAAAAAAACAGUAAGUGUCGUUGAAUUCGGACUAUCUUGGAUGGUUUCGCAUUGUGGACGAUAGAUAUAACCUGGCAUACCAGCAUUGCCUCAAACCUUCGUCUCCCUCUCAAUCAUACAUAAAGGAACAUACCCAAUCUUAUCGACCGUCGCUUUUUGCUGCUACUACACAAGCCAGAUUAGUUUGGUUACCCGCUGCAAUGGAUAACUAUGACUACCCGUCGCCGGCCAAUUCUUUUCCUUAUAUGUACCACGAGUCCGAAUCACGAUUAGAGUCAUCCGCAUCAGCAAGCCCGAUGGACUCUACAUAUAUAACAUAUCCAGGCAUAGAUCCGAGCUUUGAGCAUGGCGAUGUCUCCGGAGAGUCAACCCCGUCAGAGACGUCGCAAUCAAAUCAAAAGCCCAAACGCAAGCGCGAGAACAGAUAUAAAAACGCACCACCGUCAGUUCUAUCUCGUCGGAGGGCUCAAAACCGCGCUUCUCAGAGGGCUUAUAGAGAAAGGAAGGACCAACGCAUUAAGGAUCUCGAAGACCUCCUGCAAGAAGCCCACCAAAGGAACGAUGUCUUGAGCCAAGCAUACACAUCACUACAAUCCGAAUACAUGCAGUUGAAGACAGAACAGGAUAUGGCCACGGCAGCUCAGUAUCACCAGUCGCUCGGCUUGGGCUUCGACCCCACCAUGGUUACACCUUCAACUGUGCAGGUAGAGGGGGUCGAUAUGGACUUAUACUUGUGUGAUAAUGGGACGGUCUACAACAUGUGAUGUUGUCUGGGAUUUGGACAACCUGGGAGAUUCUCUCGACUGCCAUGAUUUAGGAUUUCACGGUGAAAAUGACUGCAUGGGAAUCCGGCAAUGGACACUAAUACGGAGUUGGUACAAUGUUUUCGGAUGGCGCCAGGAGUUCAUCGACUCGCAGCUAGCUCUGCCAUUGGUAUGGGGUUCAAAAUUUGGACAUUUGACAAUGA
Truncatella angustata is the source of this 1000-nucleotide messenger RNA. RefSeq lists its product as uncharacterized. The record is from RefSeq and is a predicted model, not a curated record. The transcript is spliced from 4 exons. Lineage: Eukaryota; Fungi; Ascomycota; Sordariomycetes; Amphisphaeriales; Sporocadaceae. The coding region runs from base 234 to 797 and encodes 187 amino acids. Gene Ontology annotation, cellular component: RNA polymerase II transcription regulator complex. Gene Ontology annotation, molecular function: DNA-binding transcription activator activity, RNA polymerase II-specific; transcription cis-regulatory region binding.